Larimichthys crocea (large yellow croaker) is the source of this 773-nucleotide messenger RNA. RefSeq names its product mitochondrial matrix import factor 23 (gene mix23). Gene Ontology annotation, cellular component: mitochondrion; mitochondrial intermembrane space. The transcript has 5 exons. NCBI's taxonomy places the organism in Eukaryota, Metazoa, Chordata, Actinopteri, Sciaenidae. Bases 74 to 508 code for a protein of 144 amino acids. The record is from RefSeq and is a predicted model, not a curated record.
UAUUCAGCUUUCAGUCAGGCACGCUCUUGAACAGUCCCCUCGCUCUGUGUGCAGAGGACCAAAGCAGUCCACUAUGGCGGCGCCCGGUGGCUCCUUAAACUGUGAGGACUUCUCCAUGUUUCAGGAGGUGCUGAAGGUGAUGCGCACCAUAGAUGACCGCAUUGUCCAUUCCCUGAACACCACCGUGCCCACAGUCUCCUUCUCAGGCAAAGUGGAUGCCACACAAACAUGCAAACAACUCUAUGAAUCUAUGAUGGAGGCCCAUCUGAGUCGAGACAAAGCUAUUAAGUCCUGUAUAGCCCAAACAUCUGAGGUGGUGGGACAACUGCGUGAAGAAAGAGCAAAAGACAGCGAUAACCUGGCACUGAUCAAACAGCUCAGAAAGGAGCAGACCAAAUUAAAGCUUAUGCAGUCAGAGCUGAAUGUUGAAGAAGUUGUCAAUGAUAGAAGUCUGAAGAUUUUCCAUGAAAGGUGCAGAAUCCACUACACACCCCCGAAGGUGAAGUGAAGCUCCGCCUGAUGAGAAGAGCCGCUUCACUUGAGGUUCGAAUCCAGACUGGAGCUGAAACCGUGACCUUCUGCCGAGACCUGACUGCAGGCUGGUCACCAUCCAGACCACUGUGACCUCUCGUCCAACACACUUGUAUUCCGUUGUGAUUCUCAUAUUGCAUUACCACAGCUGUACAACAGUCAUCCGCUGGCUUUCAUUGAUAAGAAACAUUGUACAAAAAGUGUUGUUUUUUUAAAAAGACAAUGAAAUGUUUUCAAGUGAC